Molecule: messenger RNA, 6479 nt
Organism: [Torrubiella] hemipterigena
Lineage: Eukaryota; Fungi; Ascomycota; Sordariomycetes; Hypocreales; Clavicipitaceae
Source: the annotation of a GenBank genome assembly
CGAUUCUCGAUCGCUGCUGCGAUAAUGAACUUUCUUGCAGCCUGUUUGGCAACGCUUCUCGUCCACGCGGAACAUCUCAAGACAAUCAGACCAUCUUUUCUACUGUCCUGCUAUUUAUUACUAACCGUAAUUUUCGACAUAGCACGCGUUCGCACAGAAUGGAUGCUGGCGGAUCAGACAUCCUAUGCGACGCUGCUGUCGGAAUCGAUAGUUGUUAAGAUCUUUCUCCUUGGUCUAGAAACCGUGGAGAAGCGAAAUGUUCUGUUGAACCAAAAGGUGGUACACUCAAUAGAAGCCACCAGUGGCCCAUUCAGCAAAGGUCUCUUCAUAUGGAUCAACUCUCUGCUGGCAGUCGGGUGGAGGACGGUCUUGACCCUCAACGGCCUCCCAGCUAUCUACGAAGAACUCUCUUCUGAGGACCUAAUGGAUAGGUUUAGCAGAAAGUGGGAUAAAGACUCUCGAAAAAAGAAUGCAUCGUUGGUCUGGACAACUUGCAAAGUUCUAAGACGGAAUUUUCUAAUAAUUGCUUUUCCAAGAGCAAUUUCAAUCGCCCUGACGUUAUCGCAGCCUUUCUUGAUCAAUGGCGCGUUGAAGUUGCUGUCCUCUUCAUCUCUUCCAGCAGAACAUGGUUAUGGCCUUGUUGGCGCUUUCGCACUCGUUUACUUUGGAUCGGCAAUUUCUACUGCAUGUUACGAACACCUUUCUUACAGAGCGUCAAGCAUGAUGCGAGGAGGUUUCAUUAUGCUCAUAUAUCGCAAAGUACUGCGGCUCUCCUGCACUGAUGUUGUAGACUCAGCUGCCGUUACACUAAUGGGCAACGAUGUCGAGACACUCGUAGAACGAGUGAAUUGUCUCUUUAUUGAGUGCUGGGCAAAUGGAAUUACUGUCAUAUUUGCCAUCUAUCUUCUAGCACAACAGCUUGGGGCCGUCUGUGCCGUCCCCAUUGUAACAGCUAUAAUAUCCUUGGCUGGUACAGGGAGUCUUGGAAAAGCUGGAAUUAAGAGACAACUCGAUUAUCAAAAGGCCACCGAAGACAGAAUAAACUUCACUGCCGAGGUUGUUGGCUCGUGCAAAUCCGUAAAGAUGCUCGGAUACACGGAUAAGUUCACUGAAUUUAUCAGACGGAAACGUACUCAAGAUAUUGAUGAAGGCAAGGCAUUCAGAUGGAUUACAGUGUGGUCUAAUGGAAUAAGUAAUGCCAACGUUUCAUUGACACAGGUUGCUACAUUUGGUGCAUUUGCAGUUGCAACCAAAAGUAGCGGAUCUGGUCAAUUCACGUAUACACAAGCAAUCACAACACUGUCUAUCCUGACGGUACUCACAGGACCGCUCACUCAACUCAUGAGCGACAUUCGACUGGCAUUCAACUCGAUUGCGUGCUUUAAACGUAUACAAGCAUUCCUACUUCUACCUGAUAGAGCCGACGCUCGUACAAUUGAAUCCACAAGAAACAGUCUCUCUGUUACUUACGAAGACGAGCUGGCACCAGAUAACAUGGCUCUCAGAACGUUAGGGAGCCCCUUUGGACGAAGCCCUGCAGACAUCUCUAUCGUUGACGGCACAUUCAAUUGGAAAGGAUCUGAAGGCGAGGUUCUUACCGAUAUUAAUAUUGCAACACCAAAUACAGGAGAGGGUUCCCUUACCAUGAUUAUUGGCCCUGUGGGUUCUGGUAAAUCCACUCUGGUCAGAGCCAUGCUAGGAGAAACAGACGGCAGCGCAGGACUCGUUUGUCUGUCUGCCUCUGAAAUUGCAUUUUGUGAUCAAACGCCGUGGAUUCUGAAUACGAGCAUACGUAACAACAUUGUUGCUGAGUCUCAGGGAUUUGACGAGAAGUGGUAUGCCAGUGUAGUUGGUGCGUGUGAGCUCGAAUUCGACCUGAAGCAGCUAGAGGAUGGUGAUGCAACAAUUGUUGGAGAUCAAGGUCUGAAGCUGAGCGGCGGUCAACGAUCGAGGAUUGCUAUUGCACGCGCCGUUUAUUCGCGAAAGCCAAUUGCCAUCUUUGAUGACCCAUUUAGCGGACUUGAUCGAGCAACAGAAAAGGCCGUGUUUAUGCAGGUGUUUGGCGAACAAGGUCUUCUUAAACAAAACUCGACGGCCGUUGUGUUAGCAACUCAUGCAGUGCACCGAAUGCUCUUUGCCGAUCACAUUAUUGUCCUUAGCCAGGCUGGUUAUGUCAUUGAGCAAGGCACAUUCAAUGCCCUCCGCAGGCAUGGGAACUAUGUCAAGGAGCUGAAUAUUGCCGAACCUCUUAGAGACAAUGAUGCAGAAACUAUAACUGAUCUACGCAGCUCGAUUGUUGAGGAUCAUUCUUUAGCCCACGCCAAUGAGAAGACUGAUUAUGAGGACCGGCCAGUUGUUAGCGACAGAAGUGCUUUCAAAUACUACUUUGCGUCCUUGGGAACGGUCAAUGCUAUUUCACUGACCAUAUGUGUCUCGGCACCAGCGUUCUUCAGCAGUUUUAGAUCCGUCUGGCUUACCUGGUGGGGUAAUGGAAAAGGCCAUGAUGCAUCCGACCUGGGCUACUGGAUGAGUAUCUUUACGCUGCUAGCCACGCUCGACACCUCCUUCGUAAUAUCUGCCAUUACAAUCGCACUAAUCAAGGUUGCUCCGCAUAGCGGACAAGAGCUCCAUGAAAAGAUCCUUAACGCCGUCAUGAAUGCUCCCAUGAGUGUCCUAGCAAACUGCCCCAGUGGCUCUUUGUUGAACCGAUUUAGCCAAGAUAUGCGGUUCAUUGACUUUGUUCUCCCCAUAUCUCUGGUUGUUCUCAUGUUCGAGAUAUGCAGCAGCAUAGGCAGUCUUGGUCUUGCCAUUGCAGCUGUCAACUGGAUUGCAAUCACGGUGCCAGGCAUCCUCGUGGUAUUGAUUCUCAUUCAGAGAUUUUACGUGCGAACUUCAAAGCAGCUUCGCUUACUUGAAAUCGAGAGCAAGGCACCCCUUUACGGCCACUUUGCGGAAACUAUCAGUGGUUUAUCCACUAUCCGAGCUUAUAAUUGGCUUAACGAGUACAUGGAUAAGACAAUCCAGUAUCUGGAUGCUUCCCAGAAACCAUUCUACUUGCUGAAUGCAAUUCAAAGAUGGCUCACGCUGGCAUUGGACUUGACGAUUGCAAUGCUGGUCACUAUUCUAGUCGCCCUUGCCGUGUCAUUGCGUGGAAGGAUUGAUCCCCCUUUGCUAGGCGUUGCCCUUGUCCAUAUGAUGACACUUGGAAUGAAUCUUAAGGAACUAAUUAUUCAGUGGUCGACGCUUGAAACAUCGCUGGGCGCUGUUUCUCGAAUCAAGAGCUUUGUUGACCGAACGCCAUCUGAAAACCUUCCCACGGAGAUCCGUGUUCCUCCACCUGACUGGCUCUUGCGCGGGACGCUUGAGCUGCGCAAUGUUGCUGUUCGAUACAACAACUUUUCUCUCCCAGUCCUUCGGAAUAUAUCUUUCUCUGUAAACCACGGCGAAAAGAUUGGCAUCUGCGGCCGCAGCGGCAGCGGCAAGACGUCUCUCAUCCAAGCUCUCUUGCGUAUGGCAGAUAUAUCCGAAGGUUCCAUUUAUCUUGGAGGAGAGAAUAUUUCUGAAGUUCCCAGAAAUAUGCUGAGAGCAAGACUAAGCUGCUUGACGCAGGAGCCUUUUCUAUUCAGCAAUACGGUCCGGUUCAACGCGGAUCCGCUAGGCGAGCAUGGCGACCAAGAGAUUAUGAAUUCGCUGAAACGUGUUGGGCUGUGGUACAUUUUCGUCGAAAAGGCCACCAACGGAAGUGACCCUCUGGAUGUAAUGAUGACUGAGAGUAUGCUGUCACAUGGCCAGAGACAGCUAUUCUGUUUAGGACGCGCGCUGCUCAAGAAGACGGCGAUGCUGAUCUUGGACGAGCCCACCAGCAGUGUCGAUCGCCAAACAGAUGCCAUGAUUCAGCAAGUAAUCCGCUCACAGUUCAAGGACCGCACCAUCAUCAUGAUUGCUCACAGGCUCGAUACGCUGCUCGACUUUGACAAGAUUGCCAUGCUGGACCAGGGCUCUCUAGUCGAAUUUGAUUCGCCUCGAAAUCUAUUGAAGAAGCCAAAUGGCUACUUUUUCGCUCUGUACAGGGCGGAGAAAAAGAGGGAUACAAUGGGAGAUUUUAUCACGAAGCUCUUCAAGGAGCAGAAUAUGUAAAAGGAAACACUUGGGGUUAUACAGGCGGCGUCUAUUCACACGUUUUUAUUUUCUGCGCAUGGGUAGUAUUCUUUGAUUAGUUCAUAAUAUUGGAAAUUAUUUAAUGAUUCAUGCUAUUAAAUGUAUAAAGCCAGCUCGUGAUAAGCAGUAACGCCAAUGAUGCAAUGCAAAGAUGUCUUUUUACAGUGGACUGUUGUACAGUACAAGUACAAAGAGGAUAUGGGUUCUAGCGUAGCAUAUACGAAAAGUCGGGUAUUGCUGCUAGUAUAUUCGUCAACUCGCGGUCUUCAAGUAACGCGGGUGUAGUGUGGGAUGUUGGAGAUUGGGGCUUAAUUGAGGUGUGUAUGUUGGUUGUGGUUGUUGAUGCGGCGAUUAUAUCGCUAGACCAAGGUGAUGAGUCUGUUACUUCAACUGUUGUAGUUAUUUUCUGUGUUGGUGCUGGCUUCUCCGCCGUCUUGAAUGGUUCUGGAUCGUCGAAACCCCAGCCUUGUUGCGGGAUUGGAGGGCUUGAGGUGAAGUCGUCGGCGAACGGGUCCGGUUUCAGAGACGAUUCGAAGGAUGUGAAUAAUGGAUCGGCAGGUUGUGUGGGCGAAGACAUCAUUUCACCCCAGUCAUCGUCAUCCUCAUCCUCAAGAUCGCCAACCGUCUCGGAUAUGUGUAGACCAGACGGCACAGCUGGAAUGGUUGAGGACAGUCGAUGCGCUGUGGCAGGUCUUGAAUCCUCGUCCCAUAUUGACGAUGGAGGCGAAACUGACGACGCAACAUCGCUAGCGAUGGGUGAUUCAGGAGCCAAGGUUGGAGGUAAGCUGACGGGGACAACAUCCGUGGGAGUCAUGGGUGCGUUUGUGGCCCAUGCAAAGGCUGAAGAGUCGUCGCUUGCUUCAAUCUUGACAACUGGCUUUGGUGCGAUAUCUAGGCGAGGCAAUGCGGGUUCUACCUCUGCCCUGUGUUGGCGAAGCAGUGUUCCGAUUUCCACAGCUGGUUCGGACGAGUCCCAGUUGAACAUGCUGGCGCCAAUUGCAGCCGCUUUCUUGCCCAGUACGACUCUACCCGCAAUAGAGUCUUCCUCCAUCCACCGACGGACGAUUUGAAUCGUCUUUUGCCGCGUCUCGGAUCCCUGCCAUGUAAUAUACUUGUAGUUGUCAUCAUUGCCCAGGUCGUGCUUUUGGACAGAGCCAAAUCGAGAGAUGCGAUACCACAGCUUGCGUUGGGACACUUGCGUGAAGCUAUCAUCAAUGAUCAUAUCGGGAAUGAUCUCUGCUGUUGUGUUUACAGCAGGGGUGGACGGAAACAGUGUCUCUAGGAGCGCCAAAUCCACAGGAUAUGCCACCUUUUGCGGCGGUUUGGCAGUGGUGGUAUGUUCCGCAUCAGAUGAAGCCGAGCCCUCUACAUCAGAUAGAAUAGUCGUGUUAUCAUCCGUUGCUUCGUCGCCUGAUUCCGACGCAGACGAGCAGGUUUCAUCCUUGGCGGUGUCCAGCUCGUCUUUCUUGAGCUGGGCAUCGACAGCGAUGGUGGUGUUCGUUUCCUGGGGCGCGCUAUUUGCGACGCUCGUAAACUCUUCAUGUAGCUUCGAUGUGCCCUCAGUGGCUAAAUAGUCUUCUACUGCUGAUAGCUUCGUUGCCGAACGUGCCUUUUUGGCCAUGCCGUUAUACAUAACCACCAAGUCCUGCACCUUGGAUGGCUUAGCCGGUGUGCUUGUUUCGGUCUUCGCGGUUUCGCUAUCGCUUGCUGGAUAUGGAUGUUCUAUCUUUGGUAUAGAAUCCUUUAUACUUGGAGAGACUUUGUCCAUCUCUUUGGUUGCCUGACUGCUGCUGGUAGAGCUUGUUGAUGCUGGUCCAUGGUCAAUUCGAUCAUCGCUGUCAAAAGGCAAGUCCACAUAUUUGUUAUUCGACACCUCAUUCCUGUCAAUUUCAGCGUUUACAUCAACAUGAGAUGUUUGCGACCAGGGAUCGAGAUCAGCUCCUGGUGCAGUCCAGGUAUCAUCAGCAUGUCUUUGCUGUGUUGUCCAGUCGCCCCAACCAUUGUCAUCGGUGCCCCACGGCGAGGUAGCGGGCUUAUUGCUUGUUUCCGUGGGAGAGAUUUUUAGCACUGAAGAAACUGAUGUAUGUGCCUCGUCUUGUAUUAUAUGUGCUUCGCUUGCUGGCGCAUCAGUCGCCCAUGGCGAGCUCCAGGGAUCGUCCAUGACGGUCGGAAUCCGUGGCGCAUGCUGGCACAGGCGCGCUGAUCUCUCCAAUUAUUGCCGUGACUAUUUUCGAACCGUGCUCAUAUCUCAAAGAUAAAGUCCGCGGCCGUUCCUAAAUCGGUUUGAAUCGAAAGGGAGGCUUCGUAGCGGGGUCUCGUGA